Angiostrongylus costaricensis is the source of this 1227-nucleotide messenger RNA. The record is from the annotation of a GenBank genome assembly. NCBI's taxonomy places the organism in Eukaryota, Metazoa, Nematoda, Chromadorea, Rhabditida, Metastrongylidae.
AUGGCGGUAUCGUAUAUUCCUGCCGGUCGGGUGACAGUGAACGAAUUUCAUAGAAAACCAGAUGAUGAUCAACUUUCUGUGUUUCAAGAACCGUCUUCAGUGACAUCUGUGGCGUUCUGCCCAAAAAAGCCUUAUAAUGUCGCUUCUACGAGUUCAGUACGACUUUCUUUAUACGAUACUGUCGUUUGUGAACCAAUUAACCAAUUUAGCAGGUUUAAACGAGCUGUUUAUGGCGUUAAAUUUCGUCGUGAUGGAGAACUGAUAGCGAUCGGUGGAGAGGAAGGGAAACUACGAUUAUUUGACGUGACUAGAACUAGUGGAGUGGGUAAGACCCCACUACGAAGCAUUCGUGCGAGCCAAACAAGUUUGCGGUGUGUCGAAUUUACUGUUUGCGGAAAAAUGGUCUACUCUAUGGCCAGUGAUGGAUUAGUGAAACAGUGGGAUAUAGCUGAAACAGGAUCGAAGCCUGUGAUUGAAUUCGCUGCACAUAAUGACGCAAUAAGAGCCAGUGCAAUAUCUGCUUCGAAUGAUAAUUUGCUUUUGACGGGUGGUUACGAUCAUAAGGUGAAAUUGUGGGAUUCCCGAUGUUCAAAUGACGGUGCUGUUGUUGCAAUGGAUGCAGGGUUCCCCGUUGAAAGCGUUUUGUUCCUUAACAGCGAAAAUCUUAUAGCCACUGCCGCUGGUGCUGUUGUAAAGAUCUGGGACAUAACUGUCGGUGGGCGGAUGCUGAUGUCACUUCAGCAUCAUCAUAAGACUGUAACUUCUAUUUGUUUGGGGACCAAAGGUGAUGUACUUUUAACUGGAGGAAUCGAUCGAAGAAUUAACGUAUUCCGAUUGAUGAAUUUCUCACUGUUGCAUUCAAUGUCAGUGGCAUCACCUGUAUUAGGAUUGGCAAUGUCUCCAGACGAUAAAACAAUGGUGGUCGGUAUGGGUCAACUUCUUGCUGUUCACCGACGUGAACCCGAAGCAAAGGCAAUUGUAUCAGCGCAAAUAGAAAAACGGUCAAUGAUUCGAACGGCGCCUCCGAAAGUGCGUAUGCAGGAAGUUGGAAAACCGAAAGAAUGCGUAGAAAUCAGCGCAAAGUCGAGCGAUCAGCAUCGACUGUCAAAAAUUGAUUCCUUGCUCAAAGGCUACCAACAUGCUGCAGCAAUUCGGAAAAUGUUCCAGUGUGAGUAUUGUAGGCAGCAUUCGAAGUGUUUAGGAGCACUACUUCCUGCGUUUCUAUAA